AUGGUAAUCGCACAAGCAGAGUUUUUCCACCUGCAACAGCGAUGUAUCUAUAAGACCCUUACAGCUGCGUCGGAAAUUCCUAACCUAAAUCUCAAGGAUGACAGUUUUCCCGUGUUACAUAUGGACCAUGUACAUAGCGCUCUUAUAUGUAUCGAUGAUGAAAGCAAGUUCAACCGGAAGACUGGCUUCUAUCUCUCUGAUAUUACGCCCGGCUGUGGAGACGAUGCUGAGCUCCAGGAUGGAAAGUGCGUUGGCAACAUUAAGCCGACCUGCAAGGAUGGAUACACUUACAGUUACGAUUUGGCAUCUCAAACUGGUCAGUGCUGCUCGCCUGGUAUGCACUGGGAUGGGGAAGCUUGCUAUUCCAUUCCCGGCACGGACGGGUGCCCCUCCGACACCACCCAGGGCAAGGACCGCUGUACGAAGCCAUCUGGUGGUCUUGCCUAUUGUCCACCCGAAUUUAGAGAGAGCAAGGGCCAAUGUAUUGGCAAAGGUCCUUUCUGCCCUCCCAUGCUCAACUAUGAACUCAGUCUCAAUGCCUGCGUCGAGUAUGAGGCUCCCGAAUGUUUGGAACCUGGCAGCAAGCUCGAGAACGGCAGGUGUAUUUGGGAGCUCACCCCUGAAUGUCCCAAGGGCUCUCGCCAGGAGGGCAACUACUGUGUUGUGAUAAUCAAGCCCUACUGCGACGGCGAGGACAAAGGAAAAGCGCACUUUGACGGAACCCAGUGUGUUUCCAAUGUGACCCCUGAGUGUGAGGAUCCAAGCGCCAACUUUGACGGCGAGGAGUGUCUUACUGGUCGUAAGCCGGUCUGCAACGAGGCCAAUGGGUUCUUCCUCCAAGUCGGCCGCUGCGUGUCGACAAAGACCUCCGAGUGUCCUGACGGCGGCAAGCUCACUGCAAAGGGCGAGUGUGUUUCCAAGAGAAAGGUCAAGUGUAAGACUGGCGACCUUGUUGGCAAGGAUUUUGUGGGCUAUGACCCGAAGAACGGAGAAUGUUUCUCCAAGCAUGACAAGAUUCGUUGCGACGAUGGCGCGGAGUGGGACCCCAAGAUCCAGACUUGCCUUGGAACCAAGUCCAAGUGUGAAGACGGUACUAGUAUCCCGGAGGGAGGCGAGUGUGUCUCUCAGGAGAUUCCCAGGUGCCCCGAUCCUGAGCGAUUCGAAUUCAACGGUAAGAAGUAUGUGCUCAAGAAGGGCCCUGAUUGCGCCCCGGGCUUCAGACUGCUCAAGGGUGAGUGUGUUUCAGAGAUUGGCCCUGCCUGUGGCUACGGCCAGGUUCCAAAGGAUGGCCGCUGUGUUUUGGUCUCCGGUGACUGCAUGGAGUUUGAGUUCUGUCCUACUUACAAGCCUCUGCGAACAGUGGUUAUCGUUGAAGAGAUAAACCCUGCAAUGGGAAUCAGUGAUUUUGUCUGGGAUGUAGGACAACGCUCCGCCGUUAAGAAUCGCGUCGCGACACGAUGUGCUUCGGAUUCCGGAGAAAAGUGUUAUUUCUCCCGUGCAAUGGUCAUUUUGGUACACGGAAAAUUCCCAGGUUACGUUUGGGAUGGUGUGAUGCUGGUGUUGAAUGGAGGGGAGGGCGUACACUGUGCCGAGGAGGAAGAGAGGGGCGCUGAAGAGAAUUUGCAUGACGUUAACCGUGUGUAG
This is a messenger RNA of Aspergillus pseudotamarii, 1644 nucleotides long. RefSeq lists its product as uncharacterized. The transcript is spliced from 4 exons. Lineage: Eukaryota; Fungi; Ascomycota; Eurotiomycetes; Eurotiales; Aspergillaceae. Bases 1 to 1644 code for a protein of 547 amino acids. The record is from RefSeq and is a predicted model, not a curated record.